Molecule: messenger RNA, 671 nt
Organism: Astrephomene gubernaculifera
Lineage: Eukaryota; Viridiplantae; Chlorophyta; Chlorophyceae; Chlamydomonadales; Astrephomenaceae
Source: the annotation of a GenBank genome assembly
AAGACGAGGAGGAGGAGGAACAGGAGGAGAGGGCGGGCGGCGAGGCUGCCGGACCCUCCUCCGCAGCAGCAGCGGCUGCAGGUGCUGCUGCCGCUGACCCCGGCAGGCCCUCUCGCCCCCGGCGUGAGGGCAAGAGCCGGCUGGUGUACGUCAACGGUGUUCCCGUGCUCAAGGCCAACAUGUACGGUCUGGAGGAUGAGGACACCCUGGCGUGGCAGCGCGGCUUGCGGAAUGGCCAAGCCGACUUGGGCGGUGUGCAGUUCGCCCCUCCUCCGGCCCCCUCGCGACAGCAGCCCCCCAAGGCCCCCAGGGCCCCCGCUGCGCCCCGGGAGCACCCGCCCGAGUACCUGGCCCGACAGGAACACAACAACGCCAUCCGAGCAGAUGCGCAGGCCGGCCAGGUGUCCCGCGCGCGCUACCUGCUGCAGCACCUGGACCGCAUCCGGCCCUUCAUCACGCAGCAGGCGGAGGCCCACAUCCGCAGGCUGGCAGCCGGCCCCGGUCCUGCAGCGCCGCAGCCCCCGGCCCCGCCUGUCACCCAGCAACCCGAGCAAGUGCUGGCGACGCUGCGCGAGUACCAGCUGGAGGGUCUGGCCUGGAUGGUGGCGCAGUGGGAGCGAGGGGUGAACGCUAUCCUGGCGGAUGAGAUGGGGCUGGGGAAGACGCUGCAG